Dicrocoelium dendriticum is the source of this 822-nucleotide messenger RNA. NCBI's taxonomy places the organism in Eukaryota, Metazoa, Platyhelminthes, Trematoda, Plagiorchiida, Dicrocoeliidae. The record is from the annotation of a GenBank genome assembly.
AUGGACGCCACAACAGGUCAUCGCUCACUAAACGGCUACUCCAAUGGUUCUCUCGAUGACGCUCCACUUUCACGUCUCAGUGAUAGUUGCCCCACCGGCAAAUCGGCAGGCGUGCUGGGAUUCCGGGACAGCAGACAGGAUCGCUUUAUUGAUAAGACAAUAACUCGGCUCACUCAGAACAGAGCAACCCCAACUGACCACUUGCAUGCGGUUGUAAGCGCGUUGAAUGUGGUUGCGUCGCGCUACCUGGAUCGUGGAGGUACCAUAAACUCAUCGUUUCAGGGAAGUUAUCGGGCGAACCACACGCGAGCACUCGAACUGCUGAGUAGCACACUCCUCUCGUUAAGUUCUUCGAGUCCGACAGAUGUAAACCGUCCAGCAACCUUGUCAACCAAUGACCAUGUGAAAAGCUUGACACACUCUCACCUGAAUGGAGCGUUCCGUCGACUAGAGACUAGAAACGCGGAAUCGCCAUUGGUGUCCCCCGCAGAAACAUGCAGCCGAAAACGACCGCACGCGUUUUCGCCUAAUUCACAUUUCACUUUUUCACCUCCGUCUCCAAAUCUGAGCGUUUGGUCACCCCCGAUGGAGUCCGCUGAGCCUUGCCGCAUCUCGGAGGAUGUAAACUACUCCAGCAGACGAGUCAGUCGCACGACUGUGCACAGUCAGGCAGGACACACAUCUCCCCUCGAUCCUGAAUUCCACACGCAGGUGACUCCAAAUGCAAAGGAAGUGCUAACUGUUGAACUGGUUGAUGCGGAUUUGUGGCGGAAUUUUCAUAGCAUGACCACGGAGAUGGUGAUCACAAAAUCUGGGCGGUAA